Molecule: messenger RNA, 2129 nt
Organism: Physeter macrocephalus (sperm whale)
Lineage: Eukaryota; Metazoa; Chordata; Mammalia; Artiodactyla; Physeteridae
Gene: ARHGEF9
Product: Cdc42 guanine nucleotide exchange factor 9
Exons: 12
Coding region: 138-1811 (557 amino acids)
Molecular function (GO): protein binding; guanyl-nucleotide exchange factor activity
Source: RefSeq, a predicted model, not a curated record
GGGAAAGAGAGGGAGAGAAAGAGCAAGCUUUCUUACUCAGGGGGGAAAGCGUUUUGAGCUUCAACAUGGCCUCGCUGUGAUAUCUGAUCACUGGAGAUUCCAUCGUUAGUGCUGAGGCAGUAUGGGAUCACGUCACCAUGGCCAACCGGGAGUUGGCAUUUAAGGCUGGCGACGUCAUCAAAGUCUUGGAUGCUUCCAACAAGGAUUGGUGGUGGGGCCAGAUCGACGAUGAGGAGGGAUGGUUUCCUGCCAGCUUUGUGAGGGAUCCAGACUCCAGAGAAGAGAGGAGAAGGCCUCAGCCUAUUCAUACUGAAGUGUUAAUGAUUGAUAUCAAACUUUUGCCUGAGAAUGAUUUGGAGGAGAGAAGGGACCAUGAAGGAAGCAAGGAAAUGAAGUACGUGAGGAGUUUCUUGCAUUUUGCAAAGUCUGAGGACUUCUGCCAGUGUUCACUCUGGGUGAACCAGGAGGAUGGGGUGGAGGAAGGGCCCAGUGACGUUCAGAAUGGGCACCUGGACCCCAACUCAGACUGCCUUUGUCUGGGCCGGCCACUCCAAAACCGGGACCAGAUGCGAGCCAACGUAAUCAAUGAGAUCAUGAGCACCGAGCGUCAUUACAUCAAGCACCUAAAGGACAUUUGUGAGGGCUACCUGAAGCAAUGCCGGAAGAGAAGGGACAUGUUCAGUGAUGAGCAACUGAAGGUGAUCUUUGGGAACAUUGAAGACAUCUACAGGUUUCAGAUGGGCUUCGUAAGAGACCUGGAGAAACAGUACAACAAUGAUGACCCCCACCUCAGCGAGAUAGGGCCCUGCUUCCUGGAGCACCAAGAUGGAUUCUGGAUAUACUCUGAGUACUGUAACAACCACCUGGACGCCUGUAUGGAGCUCUCCAAACUGAUGAAGGACAGCCGCUACCAGCACUUUUUUGAGGCCUGUCGCCUCUUGCAGCAGAUGAUCGACAUUGCUAUUGAUGGUUUCCUUUUGACACCAGUGCAGAAGAUCUGCAAGUAUCCCUUACAGUUGGCUGAGCUCCUCAAGUAUACUGCCCAGGACCAUAGUGACUACAGGUAUGUGGCAGCUGCUCUGGCUGUCAUGAGAAAUGUGACUCAGCAGAUCAAUGAACGCAAGCGACGCUUGGAGAAUAUUGACAAGAUUGCCCAGUGGCAGGCCUCUGUCCUAGACUGGGAGGGCGAGGACAUCCUAGACAGGAGCUCGGAGCUGAUCUACACUGGGGAGAUGGCGUGGAUCUACCAGCCCUACGGCCGCAACCAGCAGCGGGUCUUCUUCCUGUUUGACCACCAGAUGGUCCUCUGCAAGAAGGACCUGAUCCGGAGAGACAUCCUGUACUACAAAGGCCGCAUUGAUAUGGAUAAAUAUGAGGUAGUUGACAUUGAAGAUGGCAGAGAUGAUGACUUCAAUGUCAGCAUGAAAAAUGCCUUCAAACUUCGUAACAAGGAAACUGAGGAGAUACACCUAUUCUUUGCCAAGAAGUUGGAGGAGAAGAUACGCUGGCUCAGGGCUUUCAGAGAAGAGAGGAAAAUGGUACAGGAAGAUGAAAAAAUCGGCUUUGAAAUUUCUGAAAAUCAGAAGAGGCAGGCUGCAAUGACUGUGAGAAAAGUCCCGAAACAAAAAGGUGUCACCUCUGCUCGCUCAGUUCCUCCUUCCUACCCACCACCGCAGGACCCGUUAAACCAGGGCCAGUACCUGGUCCCUGAUGGCAUCGCUCAGUCACAGGUCUUUGAGUUCACCGAACCCAAGCGCAGCCAGUCACCAUUCUGGCAAAACUUCAGCAGGUUAACCCCCUUCAAAAAAUAAUACCAACAGGGAGGCAGAUAAUUUUAAAAUAAAGUAAAUAAAAUUAUAUUUAUAGAUGGACCUUUUUUCGGAGAAGCACUGUUGAAAUAUAUAUAUAUAUAUAUACACACACACACACACACAGGCAUACACACACACAUACACGCACACAGGACCUUGAGUGUACACACACACACACACACACACACACACACACACACACAUGCAGAAGGACCAAAAAUAUUUUCUGUUGUUUUGGGAAAGUAAAAUCUGUAAUUGGUAAGAAGAAGUACCAAUGAAUUCCAAACACAUGAUCCCUUCUUAAAAAGUUUUCCAUUC